Entrophospora candida is the source of this 222-nucleotide messenger RNA. The record is from the annotation of a GenBank genome assembly. NCBI's taxonomy places the organism in Eukaryota, Fungi, Glomeromycota, Glomeromycetes, Entrophosporales, Entrophosporaceae.
AUGGAUCUUGUCUAUGAUGGUAUCUACAGGAUGUAUUUAUUGGGUGAAUUUGAACUCCCAAGAAGUAAUUUAAGUCUAAGUCUUGUUGAAUAUUGCAUUUGUGAAAUGAAGAAUUUAAAGGGUUCCCCUUUCUCACCAUUGCAAACUGGUGACCAAACUCCAACUAUGUGGAUAUCAAUGACAAGAAAGACAUUGGCAACACCUAAAAAAGUUGAAGUUUGA